ACCGAAACAGCCGCGUCAGCUGGAGGAGACAGCUCAAACAACAUCCUCGGCAAUAGGCAAUAACCCAAAUUCAGAAACAAGGCGUCAAGAUGGUUCGGACAUACCCGUACAACGAGGUGCUUCCAUAUACCUCCGGGCCUCUGUCGUCACCUACCUUUGCCGCCGACCAUCUCAAACAGGUCCUUAAAGAUAUCUACAUUACCCUCGCGGCUGAGGAUUACCCAGCAGCAUAUAAAGCCGUGCAUGAGUUGAAGAAUUAUUUGGCUCUAAAGAACGACUUGUCGCCCGAGGAAAGAGCGAAGCUCGUGCAUAUCUUCUAUGAUGUAUGCAUGCACAAGUCAAUGGAUGCGUCGAGUUUCGCCAAGUUUGCAAGCAUCUUCCAGGAGUUGACGAGGAAGCGGUGGAUGAUUGAGGGAAUACCUGAACUGGACUGGCGCCCGUUACACAAGGAAGUUCUCCUCGCACUGGGAGAAGGUGAAUCCCUGAGGAAGGGAGAGAAGGACAUUGGUACAUUGGUAAAGCUUACGACACAUGCACAGUCGCUUUUUGGUGAGGAGCAGCUCCUGCCAAUGCUGAAGGAGUUCUUGCCUCUGUACAACACUACGAACAAUGCCGACGCGGUCAUGUCAGUAGGUCUGAUGAACCUUUUUCUGCCAACGACUUUCACGGACACUCCGCCGCAAUCAUUUGUCCCGGCAUUGUUCAACUUAUGGAAUCUCAAUCCCUCAUCACCCGUCAUGGAUACCCUUUUCAUCGACUACUUUUCCCGCCUUGCCCGGGAUUCCAUGGUGUCUCAUCAUGUCGUUUUCACCGAGGAACAGAUUGCGAAGGUCUUUGGCACAAUCCUACGCAAUAUCCCUCUGCCGCACUCGUUUUCGAGACCGAAAGGAGGUGAGGAUAGGGCUGAUCAGUAUAUGUAUUCCUACCUAAAAAGGUCGGAGAAUCCUGUGGGUACAUUGCGAGACUGGGCACGUUUUGUGGUGUAUCAGUUCCACGAAGAGAGUGUCUGGAGGAACCUCGAGACGUUCAUUCAUGGUGUGGAAACAUACUUCUAUCCUUCAAACUCUGGCCGAUGGUCAGAUAUCCUCGUAGGAUUCGUCUACUAUUUAACGGAGUUCACUGUACUGCGCUGGAAUAAGGAGAAUGGACAUGAGCCAACUAAAGGGGAGCCCAUGCCCCCGCCGGAGAAGAAGCUCACGGAGGAACACAAAGACCGCCUGGUGAGGUUGCUCCGAGGACCUAUAUUCAUGUCUAUCUACGCGAAGAGCGGCAAUGUGGUGAGCACGGCGCAAUCCGCACUUUCCAGUCUUGCAUACUUAUCGCCAAACUUGGUGAUUCCCGGUGCAUUGAAGCGUUUCUAUCCUUCGCUGAGCGGUCUUGUAGAAACCCAUCGCACAUCAUCAUCACUGGGCUCGCUAAGAGUGUUGGCGAAGACGCUUUGCGCUGAGCCUAGGUGGAGAGCACAUGUUCCUAGUUUGUUGAUGCUUGCACUACCGGGUAUCGACCCCAAUGACCUGGACAAGACAGUUCAGACUCUCAAGUUUAUCGAGGCUGUGAGCAUGCUUGUGCCGUUCUGGGAAGAAAAUGACGGCGAAGAGGGCCUCGCGGACGGUUUCGUCAUGAGGGAUAUCCAGGAGUUCGAAGAAAUGAAGGGGGAUGACAUGCCAGAGGCCAUGGAGGAGAUCGACCUGGACCUUGUGCAGAAGUCAGCUGUGUGCCGCGGCGUUUUGGGAGAGUUCAUCACUGCCUUCUUGGGCAAGCUUUUCAUCCUCUUGGAGAACUUACCUGAAGCAUCAAGCCGCAGAUCGAAACACAAGAGUGGUGAGGACAGGGUAACUAGCGAGUUACCUAUCGUUUGCUUGGCGCUGUUUUCCAGUUUGAGUCCCGAGCUCUUCGAGAUCGCCUUGACGAAGGUUACCCACUUUGUUACAAACACUGUCGUGCACCAUGGUGGCAUGCCUUUUAUGUGUAUUGUAAGCGCACUUGCAAAGGCGAGACCGGCUGAAACAACAGCUAAACUACUGCCAAUAUUCCUGCGUUCAAUCAGGUUUGAGGUUGCUGAGAAUGAUGCUGGUGCAGGCAGAACGACUCUCGAUGAUGACCUUCCAAGGGAUCGUGCGCUGGUCUGGUACUUCUCCUUGCUGAGAGGUGUUCUUGCAGCGUGCGGAAAUCAGGUCAUCAGGCAUGCACCCGACUUACGAGAGUUUAUGACGUGGAUGUAUAGCGAACGCGCCGGAAGUUCUGUUGUUGGUCCACAUCUUGGCAGCUUUCUCUUCGGUCUCUUCCACUCUCUCACUGUCAUAUACGCCGAUGACACACGCCUGAAGAACGACGACAGCCAGGGCUACGACAUCAAUGACUGGGGAGUGCACCUACGUCCUAGAGAUCUUUGCAUCAAAUGGCACGUACCGAGCGACGAGGAGGUUAGUUUCGCGGUCGAGUUAUAUCUGACGCUUGUGGAAAAGGCGUGUGGUCAGCUCGAUGCGUUGAUCAGGGAUGGGGAGCAAGCCAAGGGCAAAGAAACAAGUGACGUACUGAAGUUCUGGCUGAGACUGUUAUCCGAUUCAACGGGUGGUCUUGCAGAUUUGUUCGAUGCUAGCCGUGGAGAAAGUCUCGACCCCAAGGCUGAUGAAGAGAGGAAGGUGCCUCACCAGUACCCAACUGGUUACUUCUUCUCGGGAAACCCCGAUGACGAGAGAUACGUGCGUAUUCACGAGGCGCGGGACAGGAUCGGGAAGACGCUGCACAGCACGCACCAAUUUCUGAUUGCCCACAAGGAAGAUGAUGUCGAAUGCUUUCAAACAUGGUCAAGCUGUCUGAAGACAUGGUUCAUGGACGUUGGUUGUAACAGGACAGUCAAACUCUACAACAGGCUUGAGAGUUAUUACUCGUCCAGUAAACGACCGUUCCAGAUGAGUGGGUUGAGCAAGCCUUUUCCUCGACCUGUCAUGAUUCGCAGAGCCGCACUGUACCAUAUCGAGCUGCAGAGGCACAAUCUUGGGCUGAGGAAACGCACUGAACUUGACACCAUCCUGUUAAAGGAUUUGGCAGGCUCCUGUGUGAGUGUCUACACCUUGACAAGGUUAAGCGCACAGUCUGCGUUGGAGAGUGCUAUCAAGGUGAUCAACGGCACUCGCACUGUGCUUGCGCCGUUUUUGCUUAAUGAAUUGGCCAAGGGUGUUGAGGCCAACAAUCAUGAUAAGGUGAAGGGCGCAGUCUUCACUUUCUUGAUGAAGGCCAUGCACCGUACCGUGACGCGUGAUUGGAGGUUUACGGCCGACUAUGUUCUGAAUAUUCUCAAGUUGAGAGGAAUGGACAAACUUUCGCUGCAGGCUCUCAGUCAGAAGGCGUACGUUGUAACCGUCAUGGAAGUGAAAGCCACGCCUCCUGUCUUGAGACUGCCUGAAACGAUCCUGACUAAGAUUUAUCCACAGGGUGAUGAGACCAAAGCCGAAGUGGACAGGCUUGCUGCAAAAGUUAAGCGUAAGAUCGUACAGAGAAACGAGAGGCGCCUCGAAUUGCGCGAGAAGCUAUUGAUGGUUGCCAAGGAGUCGCACUGGAAGACAUCUGUCAUGGCAUCAGGCAUGGGUUUGGGUUCGCUGGUCGGACCCCAGGAAAUGCCCUCUCCGGAUAUGGUGAAGAUGAUCAUCAAGGGUGCAAUUGAUGAACAUCCCUCUGUCCGUGUGCUUCAUGCGUCUACUCUAAGUCAGACUGUUCAGUAUAUCUGGCAAUAUUCAUUGAGUGACGGCAGCAUCGAGAAGCUGUUGCGAGAUGAGGUCCCUGUCCCGAACUCUGUCAAGUUACCAACACCUCGUGAUCCUGAUUUCACGUUAAGGUUCGUCAAGUCAUUUGGCGAGCCUGUCGGCGAUGUCCUCGUUGAUCAGACAAGAGCUGGAUGGUUGGUGUGGCCCGAUGAGUACGUUGCAUCCAAGAUCCCAGAAGACCAUUUCAUCUUCAAGACGAAUGACGUUACACAGCCCCUCGUCGAUGCACUCGCUGGGCUUGACCAUGCAUGGUUUGAGAAGCUUUUCUCAUACAUGAAGGAGGAACCACGUGAAGGGCAUUCAGAGGUGUUCAGGCCCGUCUUUGCUAACGCUCUGACGUCCAUUCUCGGAUCACUCAGACACUUUCCUGUCUCUGAGACGGCUGUGCUGCAAGAGGUUCAGACGAUGGUAGCCGCGUUGUUGGCCGAUGGUGAUAAGCAUCACCAGCGAGCGGGUAGUGAGGGUCUUGCAGCACUGGUGAUGUCAACCAAGGCUGCGUCACGUCAGGAACAGGAGGAAGUCUGGACCUGGGCUCUUCCUCUUUUGAAGACCGUUUUCGAUGAGAAGUUGACACCUGAGAAUCUCGGUACAUGGACUGGUUUCGUGAGCCAUCUCUUCCACAAACAAGAUCCACGCAGAGCCAUGCCAUUGAUGAAGAUGCUGAGUGAGUUCAGGCUCAAUAUGCAUUCCAACGAGGCAUUCAAGGAGAGCGCUAGGAUUGCUUUGUUAAGGAAGUGUAUGGCUUUGGCUGGGUGGCACUAUACUUUGGAGGAACCCAUCGUGAGCGACUUCUUGGCUCAUCUGGAUCAUCCGUAUAAGGGCGUCAGGGAGGAGAUCGCUAAGACAUUGUGGGUUGUCUACAACCGACAGAGGUAUUAUGCGUACGCUUCCGUUGAAGAUUUACUUGCUGCGAAAAAGCUGGAGCCCGUUCCGCGUGCAAACAACCCGUUGGACGAGGUUUUUGCAAAGAUCAUCCCGGAGUUGCAUGAGCAUAGGCAAAAUGGUGCUGGUACUGAGGAAGCUACGCCCUAUAAAUCGGCUGGAAAGACGCUUGCCAUUUGGUUGAGGGCUGCAAUUACGGCUGAUAAUGCCAACGCAUAUGUUCCAUACAUGCCGAGGAUGAUCCCGGAGGCUCUUCCUAUGGUGGACGUGAAGGAAGAUACGGAUCUACAGCAAUUGACGGCGCAGUUUCUGGUGUCCGUGGGAACUGUGCAGUACCCACCAUCGCAGCAUAAGGAGCUUAUCGGUAUCCUUGCGGAGAUUGCGAAGACGGCUGAGUCGUGGCAUCAUCGUGCCAGAGUCAUGUCUAUCGUGCACGUCAUCUACUUCUCGUCGUUCUAUAUCCUCAGCGAGGAGAACAAGGCGGCGUUGAGGGACAUCAUCAUCAGCCUCUUGGCGGAUUCCCAGGUGGAGGUACGAGAGAGUGCAAGCUUGAUCUUGACCGGUAUCGUCAGGUUGUCGCCAGAUAUCAUCCCAUCUUUGAUCGAGAAGUACGCCGCACAGCUGGAUGGAGUACCUCGUCGUACUUCGCCACCACAUGAGCCGAUCUUGGCAUUGAGUACGCUCAUCCGUUCAUUCCCGUAUGGCACACCUCCGCCUUGGGCACCACCUCUCCUGGCGCGCCUGGCGAGGAUCGGGGGAAGUAACAGUCCUGUCGGGCGAACGAUCAAGAACACCCUGGGCGAAUUCAAGAAGACGCGUUCGGACAACUGGAAGGAGGAUUCCAAGUGCUUCACUGCGGAGGAGCUGGAGGAUUUGGAAGGAGUGGUCGGGCAUAGGAGUUAUUUUGCAUAGAGGGUCAUUCCUUCCCUCAUUAGAAGAAUCCAUUCAUAUUUUUCCAUGUACUCUGGAGAGUAUGCGGUCAUUUGAUGUCUAAGCGAGAUCACCGAACGUUGCUUAAGCUCCCCGCCUACCGAGACACCGU
Messenger RNA from Saitoella complicata NRRL Y-17804, 5688 nucleotides. RefSeq lists its product as uncharacterized. Gene Ontology annotation, cellular component: nucleus; cytosol. Gene Ontology annotation, molecular function: proteasome binding; peptidase activator activity. The transcript has a single exon. Bases 90 to 5558 code for a protein of 1822 amino acids. Lineage: Eukaryota; Fungi; Ascomycota; Saitoellomycetes; Saitoellales; Saitoellaceae. The record is from RefSeq and is a predicted model, not a curated record. Gene Ontology annotation, biological process: proteasomal ubiquitin-independent protein catabolic process.